AGAAAGAAGACAUAAUUUUCAAGAUACUAGCAAAUAUUUCAGCAGUUUAUACAACCCAAUUGUAAAAUUUGCUUAUUAAAAAUGGCAAUGCUAAGAACAUUAUUGAGCUUGGCAGCCAUAUCCAUGGUGUUUGGUUCAGCCAUGGCUGCAAAUCACACAGUGGGAGGUAAUAGUGGAUGGAGACAGGGCGCGGAUUAUAAAACAUGGGCUGCAUCCGAAACUUUCUUAGUUGGUGAUAAUUUGAUAUUUUCCUAUGGUCUAAGCCAUGAUGUGCUUGAAGUUACAAAAGCUAAUUAUGAUUCUUGCGAGACAACAAAUGCAAUAUCAACAAAUGCUGGUGGGAUGACAGUCAUUACUCUAUCUUCUCUAGGCAAGAGAUAUUUCAUAUGUGGAACAGGUGGACAUUGUGCCUCGGGAAUGAAACUUGAAGUCAAUACAAUUGCCACAGCUUCUCCACCAUCUGCAGCCGCACCACCAGUUCCGCCACCAGCAUCUACACCUUCCACCACCCCAGUUGUCAGUUCCCCUACUAAAUCCCCUGCUUCAUCACCAUCUCCCAAAUCUUCACCGCCGUCGCCAAAACUUGCACCUAAAAUUUCCCCUGCUAAAUCCCCUACAACGUCCCCUACAAAAUCACCUGUUAGUAGUCCAUCAUCUCCUACUAUUGAGGCUCCUGCAUUGCCUCCUUCUGGUGCUUCUGUUCCGACGCCAUCUCCCCCAUCAUCGGCUAAUAAAAUCGGAGUCAUUGCUGGUUCUACAAUGGGAUUUGGCUUUGUUGUUAUGAUGGCGUUCAUUAUUUAAGCCUUUAUACGAAAUCUAUAAUCCGGGUUGUCCCUUUUUUUAAAUUGUUUCAAUUCUAUUUUGUAUCAUGAUUUUCCUCAAUCUUGUGUAUCAUGAGCAUAUUCAGUAUAUAGUGAGUACAUGGAUGUGCAAUUCGUGACAGAGUA
Messenger RNA from Nicotiana tabacum (common tobacco), 947 nucleotides. Its product is annotated as early nodulin-like protein 14. Gene Ontology annotation, cellular component: plasma membrane. The record is from RefSeq and is a predicted model, not a curated record. Gene Ontology annotation, molecular function: electron transfer activity. Lineage: Eukaryota; Viridiplantae; Streptophyta; Magnoliopsida; Solanales; Solanaceae.